Messenger RNA from Eupeodes corollae, 2296 nucleotides. RefSeq names its product glycoprotein-N-acetylgalactosamine 3-beta-galactosyltransferase 1-like. NCBI's taxonomy places the organism in Eukaryota, Metazoa, Arthropoda, Insecta, Diptera, Syrphidae. The coding region runs from base 914 to 2062 and encodes 382 amino acids. The record is from RefSeq and is a predicted model, not a curated record. Gene Ontology annotation, cellular component: membrane. The transcript is spliced from 4 exons. Gene Ontology annotation, molecular function: N-acetylgalactosaminide beta-1,3-galactosyltransferase activity.
UUUUCCAACAAUAUCAAAAUAAAAUAUAAACAAUAUAAGAAAAAAACCAGACACCGGCUUAAAAACACGGCCAAAGCGCCGCCACGCCGCCGCCCGCCGCCGCCGCGGUGUGCCGUGUCAGUGCAAUGAUCGAGGCUUGAAAGAAGAUUCACAUAAAGUAUCUCAACCUCCAGACCUCAGUAUCUCUUUGAGUGUUCACCGGGAAUGUUUGUUCAAUUAUUCGAAAAAGAGUGUUAAUUUAUUUUAUUUAAAAUUUUAAAGUUUUCAUAAACCCAACGAGUUCGAGGGUUUGUAGUUUGAGAUACCAGUUCUGUGAGGUAUCGUAUUCGUAAAGAGUCUACACAAAAUUUACAUGUCUGUUGAAUGUGUGGCUUGACGCUUGAGAUUCGUAAAUAUUGCCGCCCAAUCGUUACAAUCGAUCAUCGUGCUUAUAUGGUGUCGGUCGGUGCUUAAGCUCGGUGCAGCGCGAGGCGACAACCAUCAUCAUGACGGUGGUGACUGUGACGGUAACGAUGAUGAGUCAAGCUUGAGCGAUCUUCAGUGUUUUACAAGCUUUACCACUUGGCAGUGUAAUUGUUUUCGUUUUGGUCAAUAUCGGAUCACAAAAUAAACAGAAAUAGUGUAAGUGAUAGAUAUAAAUACAUAUUGAUAUUUCAAGGCCUUUCAGACACCAAAGCCUGUUCAAAAGUAUGCCGCACAACUAGGCAGGCUUAAUUUUUAAUUUGAGUGUUUUUCGUUAUAAGUUCGUUCUCUCAGUUUUACUCAAUAUUGAGUGUGACACAUGUAACCUACGAUAUUAUUAUGUGAUUUUUGAAAUCAAUUUGAUCUCUUCAAUGUCAUUCGUGUAUAAUACCUCAAGAGGUCUAUAAAAAAAAAACAAUAACCACAUAAAAACAACUUCGAUAUCAAAACCAUGAAGACCCUGACAGUUUUCAUGUUUGGCAUGAUUCUGGGCUUUUGCCUGUCACAAUUGUUGCACAUGACAUCUUGGACACCAAAUUAUUGUGAUGAUGAUUCAUUGGAUGUUAUUGCAUUACGCAGGAGGAAUUUGCGAGCUCGGUAUGAGGAGGAUGAAGAUGACUUAACAGAAAUCAUGUCCAAUAACCUGGUGGUGGUGGCGGCACCAAAUCAUGAUGGAAUUCCAUCUCAUAAGACCAUAAUCAAUGCAAACAACAACAACAAGAAAAAUUCCAUAGAAAAUAUCUCACUUGCAACACGAUUGUACAAUGAGACACGAGUAUUAUGUUGGAUAUUAACAGGACCGGCUAACCAUAUGAAGAGGGCAAUUCACAUCAAGAAGACCUGGGGAUCAAGAUGUAAUAAGUUGUUGUUCAUGAGUUCGGCCGAAGACGAAGAACUAGGAACGAUCAAGUUACCUGUUGGUGAGGGUAGAAAAAAUUUGUGGUUCAAGACGCGAGAGGCAUUCAAGUACAUUUGGGAUAAUCAUCGGAAUGAUGCAGAUUGGUUUCUCAAGGCCGAUGAUGAUACGUACGUGAUAGCUGAAAAUCUCAGGGCUUUCCUCUACCCCUAUUCAACAGAUUCUCCUGUUUACUUUGGUUGCAAAUUCAAACCUCAUGUGAGACAGGGAUACAUGUCCGGUGGUGCUGGCUACGUUUUGAGCCGUGAAGCUCUACGUCGCUUUGUUGAAUUAGCUUAUCCCAAUAAAACAAUUUGCCGUCAAAAUCAUGGAGGCUCCGAAGAUAUGGAAAUGGGAUACUGUCUGCAAAAUGUUGGAGUUGUAGCUGGUGAUUCUCGAGAUGAAGAUAAACGAGGACGAUUCUUUCCAUCUGGUCCUCAAUCACAUAUUAUUGCCAGAGAUAAAAGUCAUUGGUAUUGGAGAUAUAUAUUUUAUGCAACAGAUGAUGGUCUAAAUUGUUGCUCGGAUCAUGCAAUCUCAUUUCACUAUAUACAUCCGGAUACAUUUUAUAUGUUAGACUAUCUUAUCUAUAAGUUAAGACCAUUUGGUGUGAUUUAUAAAACUGAUAAAUUGGUGCCCAAACAUUUAGAUAUGAAUAAGUUCCUUGAUAAAUGGCGAAAUGAAACUUCAGAAAAUACUUUAUAAGAAAAAUUAACCUUAUCGAUGAAUUAAUAAAAAAACAAUUAAUAUUAAUGUAAAUAAGUGUGUAACAAAUGAUUUCAAAGACUUUAGUUUUGUAGGUAAUUAAAAGAAGAUUAAUGUAACAGUACGCUUAUAUUGGAACUAUUAGACAGAAAUUGAAAUAAAUAUUAUUGCAUAAGUCUUAGAUUUAGAAAUAAAAUGUUGUGUUAUCUAUAUUAAAAUAAACUCACUUAAAAA